This is a messenger RNA of Vanrija pseudolonga, 900 nucleotides long. RefSeq names its product putative hydrolase (gene YNR064C). The transcript has a single exon. Gene Ontology annotation, molecular function: epoxide hydrolase activity. The record is from RefSeq and is a predicted model, not a curated record. Lineage: Eukaryota; Fungi; Basidiomycota; Tremellomycetes; Trichosporonales; Trichosporonaceae. Bases 1 to 900 code for a protein of 299 amino acids.
AUGUCCACCACGACCUACCACUCCGUCCACCUCGCCGUCCGGCAGGGCAUCGACCUCGCGUACGCCGAAGCCGGGGACCGCACCGCGCCGACGCUCAUCCUGCUGCACGGCUUCCCCACCUCGUCCAACCAGUAUCGCCACCUCAUCCCGUGCCUGAGCGACAAGUACCACGUGCUCGCGCCCGACCUGCCAGGCUUUGGCAGCACAGUCGUGCACGGCGAUUCGUCCAACCUCACCUUCAGCGACCUGGCCGACGCGCUCGAGGGGUUCGUCGACGCACUGGGCGUGAAGACGUUCGCGGUGUACAUCUUCGACUAUGGCGCGCCGACCGCGCUGCGCUUCGCCCUCCGCCGUCCUGGCGCCAUCACGGCGCUUAUCAGCCAGAACGGCAACGCGUACACCGAGGGCCUGGGCGACUUCUGGGCGCCCGUCAAGGCGCUCUGGGCGACCGAGCGCGGCACGCCGGCGUUCGACGCCGCGCUCGCGCCACUUGCUGGCGUGCUCACCCUCGAGGCGACGAAGGCCCAGUACACCGGCCACGGGACGCCCGCCGACCGCCUCGACCGGAUCGACCCGGCCACGUACACGCUCGACUACUACCAGAACCUCGCGGGCCACGCCGACACCCAGGUGUCGCUGUUCUACGACUACCGUAACAACGUAGGCCUGUACCCCCAGUUCCAGGCCUGGCUGCGCGACUCGCGCGUGCCUGUCCUCGCGGUCUGGGGAGCGGGCGACGAGAUCUUCGUGCCGGCCGGCGCGGAGGCAUUCAAGCGCGACGCCGCCGACGCCGAGGUGCACCUCCUUGACGGGGGCCACUUCCUGCUCGAGACGCACGUCGACGAGGUGGCCGCCCUCAUCCGCGCCUUCCUCGAGCGUAUCAAGUUCGGUGCUGCUUAA